AUGAAGUCCAAGUCGCAGACAGCUCCCUCUGCUACGGAUGACGUCAAGCCUGAUGGUGCCUGCGUGAAUGGCCACGUUUCAGGCGCAAAGGUCAAAGUAGAGGAGAAGAUGGACGAGUCUCAGCUGACUCGGCUGGCGACUGGCGUAACUGUCGAUGCUGGGCCUUCAGCAUCUGCUGCGCCCCCAACGAAGACAGAGAAGGCUGCCUUUGUCGAGUUGCGCAAGGGCAUAAUCCAAAUAACCGCGGUGGAGAAUGAUGGAUCCCCUCGUUCACUGGUCAUUUUGACUGGUUUAAAGACUCUUUUCCGCACGCAACUACCAAUGAUGCCUCGAGAAUAUAUAGCUCGUCUGGUGUACGACAGGAACUCCAAGGCGCUAGCAAUAAUAAAACGGGGGUACAAGGUGGUCGGUGGCAUUUGCUACCGUCCGUUCCCUCAUCGAGGUUUCGCGGAGAUAGUCUUUUUCGCGACGGCGUCAGUAGACCAAGUCAAGGGGUACGGAGGCAUGCUCAUGGAUCAUUUCAAGGCUCACAUCCGGAACACCUAUCCCAACAUCAUGCACUUCCUUACCUAUGCAGACAAUUUUGCCGUCAUUUUUUUCAAAAAGCAGGGCUUUUCGAAGGAUAUUACUUUGGAUCGAUCGGUAUGGGCUGGGUACAUAAAAGACUACGAAGGGGGUACUAUCAUGCAAUGCACUAUGCUGCGCAAGGUCAACUACCUGGACAAGGCGAACAUCAUUGCGAAACAGCGUGGUGCGGUCGUCGCGAAGAUUCGCGAGAAGUCGAAGUCGCAUGUCAUAUACCAGGGCUUGCCGCAAUUUCAGGAGGGUGCACCGGAAGGUGUAACCGUAGAUCCUAAGGACGUUCCAGGGCUUCGAGAGAGUGGAUGGACCCCUGGCAUGGCUUCAUACCUGUCCUCAACACCAAGAAGCGCCGAACAGAACUUUAUACACCGACUUCUCGGAGACCUAAAAGCUCAUCCGAGCGCAUGGGCAUUCUUGAAUCCUGUUAAUGGAGAGGAGGUCGUCGAUUAUUACGACGUCAUCAAGAGACCUAUGGAUUUCAGCACGAUGGAGCAUAAACUCAAUACGAAUCAAUAUUCGAACAUAAAGGCAUUUAUCGACGACACCCAGUUGAUAUUCGACAACUGCCGACUUUACAACCCAGAAGGUUCCGUUUACGUGAAGCACGCAGCAAAGCUCGAAAAGUUUAUGAAAGAGCAACUCAAUGAUCAUGCCAGGAGGUUGGCAUGA
Messenger RNA from Pisolithus orientalis, 1251 nucleotides. RefSeq names its product Bromodomain-containing protein. Gene Ontology annotation, biological process: chromatin remodeling; positive regulation of transcription by RNA polymerase II. Gene Ontology annotation, molecular function: histone H3 acetyltransferase activity; protein binding. Lineage: Eukaryota; Fungi; Basidiomycota; Agaricomycetes; Boletales; Pisolithaceae. The transcript is spliced from 6 exons. Gene Ontology annotation, cellular component: histone acetyltransferase complex. The coding region runs from base 1 to 1251 and encodes 416 amino acids. The record is from RefSeq and is a predicted model, not a curated record.